Molecule: messenger RNA, 2333 nt
Organism: Neltuma alba
Lineage: Eukaryota; Viridiplantae; Streptophyta; Magnoliopsida; Fabales; Fabaceae
Product: coumaroyl-CoA:anthocyanidin 3-O-glucoside-6''-O-coumaroyltransferase 1
Exons: 2
Coding region: 131-1543 (470 amino acids)
Source: RefSeq, a predicted model, not a curated record
AAAAAAAAAACUUUGAAGAUGUUAUCUUCAGCAGAAGUCGGACUUCAAUAUGGACCCUGCAUCCCUGAACCUUGCUUGACCCGGGAGUCUGCCUACAGGAGAACCGUGUAUUCCAUAUUAUCAGCUUCUCAUGGCUGUAAAGAUCCUCGAGCAGUGUCAGGUUUCAGCGCCGCCGGGUUCUGUACCCUCAACACCUCUUCCUCUCACCUUUUUUGACCUUCCAUGGUUCUAUUGCCACCCUCUUCAACGUCUCUUCUUCUUCGACUUCCCUCAUCCCACCCACCACUUCCUCCGCACACUCCUUCCCAUUCUCAAGCAUUCUCUUUCCCUCACUCUCCGACACUUCUUCCCCUUCGCCGCCAACCUCGUCCUCCCUCCCGACCCUGUUCAUCUCCACCCUUACAUCCUCUACCAAGACGGCGACUCCCUCCCUUUCACCGUCGCUGAGUCCUCCGCCGAUUUCUCCCGCCUUGUAUCCGACUCUCCUACGGACGUCACCCAGUUGCACCAUCUCGUUCCAGUGCUGCCUACGCCAUGUACCUCAGAAAACGGCGCGCGCUUGAUUCCUCUCAUGACCAUUCAGGUCACGAUCCUACCCAACUCUGGGCUGGCCAUCGGUGUCACUUUCACACAUGUCGCCGGCGACGGCAGAGCAUUUCACGAUUUUAUAAAGUUUUGGUCCUCUGUUUGCAGGGCGAAAGGGGAUUUGGAUUCCCUUCUAAGCUCUCUGACUCUGCCGUACCAUAGAAGGGACAUCGUCGAAGACCCUAAAGGGCUUAAGCUCGUCUACUUGAAGGAACUGACGAAGAUGGAGUCGAAAUCGAUGGAGUUCGCAGGCCUCGUCAAUGAUGUGUCUUCCGAGAAGGUUCGGGCCACCUUUGUGCUGAAUCGAGGCCAGGUUGAGAAGCUAAAGAAAUGGGUUUCGAUCAGAUGCAUCGGCAACGGUACGGUAACACCUCAUUUAUCAACCUUUGUGCUGACAACUUCUUUGAUGUGGGUCUGUAUGAUCAAAUCAGAAGAAUCGCAAGAUGGUAAUGUUGCGAAUAAUCUCGAGGAACACUGCAGCUUGAUUUUUCUAGCAGAUUGCAGAAAUCAUCCUGAAUUCACAAUACCCUCCACGUAUUUUGGGAAUUGCCUGGCUACUCCCAUUGUGGCUCUCAAGAGGGGUCGGUUAGUGGGGGAAAAUGGGCUUGCUGAGGCGGUAAGCGCUAUCGAAAGCCGAGUGAGAGAAUGGAAGAGGGAGCCUUUAAGAGGGGCCGAAACAGUGAUGUCAGACUUCAGAAAUUUAUCCAAGUCAGGGCAUCCUUUGUUGGCAGUUGCAGGCUCCCCAGGAUUUGGAGUGUACGAGACUGAUUUUGGGUGGGGGAAGCCCAGGAAGAGUGAAGUAGUUCAUAUUGAAUUCUCCGGAUCCAUUUCUCUCUCUGAUGGCAGGCACAGCGAUGUUGCAGUUGAAAUAGGGGUGGCACUGAGAAGGACUCAAAUGGAUAUUUUCGCAGACGCAUUGGAAGAGCAGCUGGGAAAUAUUAAUAUAGCUUGUGAUUGAAUCACGCAAACAGACUGGGAAUUGAAUCAUCCCUUCCAAUAAGCGUCAAAUGGAUCGGCGAACUAGCUCCAUUGGUCAGACGACGAUCCUCUCCGGGCUUUAAUGUAUUGUGCCAUUCCACGUGGUUCAUUUUCGUUUGCACUUUGUUUAGCUAUUCCUGGGGUAUUUAAUGGUCACAUGUCAGUACGGUAAUUGAAAAGGCUUCAAUGGUCACGCGUGGCUGACCAACCCUGCGUGCCUAGUGUUUGCUUAGAGCUGUUUUAUUUCCUGACAUACUCCUGCGUCACAAAUGUGGGACUCAGUUACCAUCCUAAGCAUAAUGAUGAGCAUAAUGAUGAGCACAAUGAUGAGCACGAAGAGCUCAUCAUUUAUGCGCACCGUUUUAAGAAUCAUUUGCUGGCCAAGCAGCGUCGUUUUGCUGGGUUCUGUAAAUUUGUGCUUAUGAGUUAUGAUAUCAUUUUUCUUUAUCAGAAGGAGGAGAAAACGCAAUGAGCAAGUUCCAAAUUUUCGCAGUUGAGUCUCUUCUAUUUGAAGAAGAAUACCGAUGGCGACUCCCCAGCUUCAGCAGAAGGACAAAAAAUGUCUCUGAAAGACCAGGGUAAUGAGUUUUUUUAAGUUGGAGAAGUAUCUCAAAGCCACAGCACUUUGCACCCAAACUACCAAGCAUGAUCCUUCAAACCUACUCUCAAUUAGUGACAUUCUUCACUUGAUAAAUUAACGAGUUUUAAAUUGUUGACCUCUUUUAUCUGCUCAUUGUUCUUUUUACUGAUCUCGUUUUUUGGAUCUUGAA